Molecule: messenger RNA, 3733 nt
Organism: Pectinophora gossypiella (pink bollworm)
Lineage: Eukaryota; Metazoa; Arthropoda; Insecta; Lepidoptera; Gelechiidae
Gene: dre4
Product: FACT complex subunit spt16
Exons: 18
Coding region: 130-3507 (1125 amino acids)
Biological process (GO): transcription elongation by RNA polymerase II; positive regulation of transcription elongation by RNA polymerase II
Cellular component (GO): FACT complex
Molecular function (GO): nucleosome binding
Source: RefSeq, a predicted model, not a curated record
UGACGCCCGCCAUUUGUGUUUGCUGUCAAACGCGGUAAUGUCGAUCGAAAAAUCGCGGAUAUUUUGUGGUUUUUGAGGCGCAAUUGCAUAGUUUGUCUUUAGUUGUUAGGAAUUUAAGUUUUUUUCACAAUGUCUAAUAUAUCGCUUGAUAAAGACACCUUUUAUCGGCGUAUGAAAAAGCUUUAUGCUGCGUGGAAGGCUGCUGCAACGGAUUCGAAGAGCGAUGAUGCAUUCGCGAAGGUGGAUUGCCUAGUUUCAUGCGUCGGUGUAGAUGAAGACACACUUUACAGCAAAUCAACAGCUUUGCAGACUUGGCUUUUUGGAUAUGAGCUGCCAGACACAAUCACGGUGCUCACUGAGCACAGUAUGUGCUUUCUCGCCAGCAAGAAGAAAAUUGAGUUUCUGCGGCAAAUUGAAAAUGGAAAAGAUGAAACUGAACUACCUCCGGUCAAAUUACUUAUUAGGGAUAGAAAUGACAAAGACAAAGAGAAUUUCAAUAAACUCAUACAAGAAAUUAAAAAGUCCAAAUCUGGAAAGACACUUGGAGUUUUUGUAAAAGACAAUUAUCCAGGAGAAUUCUGUGAAAGUUGGAAGCAAGCGAUGAAGGCAGAGAAAUUCGAAAAUGUAGACGUAAGCUCCUCUAUUGCCAUGCUGAUGGCCCCGAAAGAAGAUCCAGAAGUUAUCACAGUGAAGAAAGCAUGCUUAGUCACUGUUGACUUGUUUACGAAAUACCUGAAGGAUCAAAUAAUGGAGAUCAUUGAUUCGGAUAAGAAAGUAAAACACUCGAAGCUCGCUGAGGGCGUCGAAGCGGCAAUCUCAGACAAGAAAUAUGUCACAGGAGUAGACACAAGCCAAGUCGACAUGUGCUACCCACCUAUCAUACAGUCUGGUGGCAAUUACAGUUUGAAAUUUAGUGCUGUCUCCGACAAAAACCACCUGCACUUUGGUGCUAUAGUGUGCUCUCUGGGUGCAAGAUACAAAUCAUACUGCUCAAACAUUGUCCGUACUUUGCUGGUCAAUCCAACGGACGAAAUCCAGAGCAAUUAUAACUUCCUCCUGAAUUUGGAAGAAGAGGUCAUGAAGACUCUCAUUGCUGGAGUCAAAUUGUCUGCUGUGUACGAAGCAGGCCUGGCUUUGGCUAAAAAAGAGAAGCCAGAUCUCGUGGAUAACCUCACAAAAACAUUUGGGUUUGCGAUGGGUAUAGAGUUUCGUGAGAGCUCCAUUGUGAUUGGACCUAAAACAUCAGUAGUAGCCAAGAAGGGCAUGGUCUUCAAUAUCAACAUUGGUCUCGCCAAUCUCACCAAUAAGGCAGCUACUGAGAAGGAAGGAAAGACAUACGCCCUAUUCGUCGGCGACACGGUACUCGUAAACGAGGAACAACCGGCCUCCCUCUUGACUCAGAGCAAGAAAAAGAUCAAGAAUAUUGGCAUCUUCCUCAAGGACGACGAUGAAGACGAAGAAGAAGAGAAGGAAAACAAGACUGAGAUACUUGAGAACGGAGGAAGAGGCAAAAGAACAGCCGUUAUAGAGUCGAAGCUCCGCACGGAACAUUCCUCGGAAGAAAAACGGAAGGAACAUCAGAGAGAACUGGCUAUAGCUCUCAAUGAAAAGGCAAAGGAAAGAUUAGCUAAACAGUCUAGUGGCAAGGAAGGGGAAAAGAUAAGGAAAAGCACUGUUUCUUAUAAAAGCGUCAGUCAAAUGCCGAGAGAAAAUGAAGUUAAAGAGCUGAAGUUAUAUGUUGAUCGCAAAUACGAGACGGUUAUCCUCCCAAUAUUCGGCAUUCCGGUACCAUUCCACAUCUCCACUAUAAAGAACAUUUCUCAGUCGGUGGAGGGCGACUACACUUACCUUCGGAUAAACUUCUUCCACCCCGGAGCGACCAUGGGCCGCAAUGAGGGAGGGAACUACUCGCAGCCUGACGCUACGUUUGUUAAAGAAGUCACAUACCGGAGUACAAACACGAAGGAACCAGGCGAGAUAUCCCCUCCAUCGUCCAACCUCAACACCGGCUUCAGACUCAUCAAGGAAGUCCAGAAGAAGUACAAAACACGAGAGGCAGAAGAGAGAGAAAAGGAGGAUCUGGUCAAACAAGACACUUUAGUCCUCUCACAGAGCAAAGGCAACCCUAAGCUUAAAGAUCUGUACAUAAGACCCAAUAUUGUAACGAAGAGAAUGAGCGGGUCUUUAGAAGCUCAUACGAAUGGGUUCAGAUUCACUUCUGUUAGAGGGGAUAAGGUGGAUAUCCUCUAUAAUAACAUUAAAAACGCCUUCUUCCAACCAUGUGAUGGAGAAAUGAUUAUUUUGCUGCAUUUCCAUUUGAAGCACGCUAUAAUGUUUGGCAAGAAAAAGCACGUGGACGUCCAAUUCUACACGGAGGUGGGUGAGAUCACGACGGAUCUCGGCAAGCACCAGCACAUGCACGACCGCGACGACCUGGCGGCUGAGCAGAGCGAGCGCGAGCUGCGACACAAGCUCAAGGUCGCCUUCAAGAGCUUCUGCGAGCGCGUCGAGAACAUGACCAAGCAGGAGGUCGAGUUUGAUACACCUUUCAGAGAACUCGGGUUCCCCGGCGCCCCAUACCGCAGCACAGUGCUCCUCCAACCCACGUCGGGCGCCCUCGUCAACCUGACCGAGUGGCCGCCCUUCGUCAUCGCUCUUGAAGACGUAGAACUCGUGCACUUCGAGCGCGUGCAGUUCCACCUCAAGAACUUCGAUAUGGUGUUCGUGUUUAAAGACUACGCGAAGAAGGUCGCAAUGGUCAACGCUGUGCCUAUGAACAUGCUGGACCAUGUCAAGGAGUGGCUGAAUUCGUGUGACAUCCGCUACUCGGAAGGUAUACAAUCGUUGAACUGGACGAAAGUUAUGAAGACAAUCACGGACGACAUUGAAGGCUUCUUCGACAACGGCGGGUGGUCGUUCCUCGACCCCGAGUCUGAUGUCGAGAACGCUGCACAGUCGGAGGAUUCGGAGGAAGAGGACGACGCAUACGAGCCGACAGACGCAGAGUCAGAAGAUGAGUCUGAUGAUGACUCCGAAUACGAUUCCGAAGCUUCGGACGUUUCCGACGGCUCCGGAGAGAGUGAAGAUGAAGACGAAGAAUCCGGAAAGGACUGGUCGGAUUUGGAACGCGAAGCGGCCGAGGAAGACAAAAAGGAGCGUGGUUUCGGUGGCGGCGAAGAGUUCGACCGUAAACGCAAGGGCGGUCGCGACCACUCGCGCUACGACGAGGAUCGCAGCAAAAAGGGAAAACACGACAAGUCCCAUCAUAAAGGCUCUAGCUCCAAUCACAAAAGUUCGAGCUCAAGCCAUAAAGGCUCGAGCCAUAAAAGUCCGUCGAAGCAUAAUAGCAGCCCGUCAAAGAACCGCGACAAGCACCACAAAGACCGUGAUCACAAAUCGAGCAAGUCGAACGGCGACCACAAGAAGCACUCCGACCACAAGUCGCACAAGCGGUCACGCGACGACAGCCGGGACCACGGACGCAGUCCUAAGAAAGCAAAGAAAUAAACGGGCGCAAGAUAUAAUUCUCACCUCACAUGAAGUCGAAACGGGUUUGAGUUGGCGCACACAAAUCGCGUUACACUUAAUUUUUCGUUAUGUUUGCAACCCAAUGUCCGUCUGUAUUUGAUGUUCAAAAUCAGGUCUGAAUGUUUGUAUGUAUUUGUAGUUUUAUUUGAAAUUCCAGCGUAAUUGUAAUUAAUUUAUAGAAACAAAUAAAUGUAAGGAUUUAUUA